Triticum urartu is the source of this 2691-nucleotide messenger RNA. Lineage: Eukaryota; Viridiplantae; Streptophyta; Magnoliopsida; Poales; Poaceae. The record is from RefSeq and is a predicted model, not a curated record.
CCACUUUCUUAGAUUAGAGACAUCAACCCCACCUCCCAACCACUUGCUUCCGAUAUGAUCUGUUUCACCUGCCCACCAAGUAGCACACAGAUUUAAGGUAGCCGGGAUUCCCGAAACAAAACAAAGCAGAAGCAUAGAGGACGGAGCUACCCAUAGCACUGAUUAAUAUUAGAUCUCAUGGGGAACAUACACCAGGCCGGCGUCAAGAAAGAUGACCAUGGCGGCGGUGACAACCAGCAGCUACAGGUGGUCUCCGUUCUCGAGCUCCAGGCCGGCGUUGUGGAAGACCAGCCGCAGCCACUCGGCGGAUGGCAUGCCGUCGAGGCAACCUCCAUGUUGGAAAAUUGCAAGGCAAACAGUACUGCUACAGAUGGAGGCACCGGCAGCAGGAUAGAUAUCCUCGGGCCUGCAACCGAACAGAAUAUCCCAAAACCCAGUGAUCCUCCUCAUCCAUGCCCGCCGCCACAGUCGCUGCCGGAGGGUGUGCAGUCCGUGCUCAAAACGUCACGGGUUAAUCGAAAGUGCAUUGGAGACGGCGAUGGCUUCACUGCUUAUGAGGAGAGGAUUGCAGGUGAUACAAACAUCCGAGAUCCACCGAAAUACAAAAUUAGAAUGAAGGGGAUUGAUGCACCGGAGCUGGAUAUGGAAUAUGGCAUGGAGUCAAAGGAUGAAUUGGUGAGGCUUAUUGGGGGGAAGCGUGUUUCGAUUCUUGUGUAUGGGCCAGACAAAUAUGGACGAUCUCUUGGUGACAUCUACUGUGACGGUGUCUUUAUCCAAGAACAAAUGCUGAAAGGGGGCUUUGCCUGGCACUACAAAAUGUGCGACAAACGUCCUGAAUUUGCAAAAGUAGAACCGCAGAACCAGGUCAAUGAGAGCAGUAUAGCUCUACCAUUGCUGAUAAUGAAAGAUAUGGAGGAUCUGGGUAGGAAAUGGAAAGGGAGUUUGGAAAAAUUUGUGUCUGAGAACAUGAAACUACACGAUCAGGUCCAGGAGUUAAAGAGAGAUAAGAAGGAGGCUGAGGAACGUGCUAGGAAGGCAGAAAAGGAAAUGGAAAGUGCUGUGGCUGACAACAUGAAGCUGAAUGCUCAGCUCCAGGAAUCUGAAAUUAAUAAAAAGGAGGCCGAGGACCGAGUUUUACAGUUGGAUUUCUUCUCAGGAAGUGUUGCAGCUGUAAACAUGGAUUUGCACAAUAAGAUUGAGGUUUUAGAAAAUGAGAAUAAAAAGGCCGAGGACCGAGCAAAGGAGGCAGAAAGUGAAAUGGAGAGUGUUGUGGCUGAGAACAGGAAAUUGAACGAUCAGCUCCAGGUAGUAGAGGGCCAAGCAGUGAAGCUGAAAUUUUUUUGUGAAAAGGUUGCAAGUGUAAACAUAGUUUUGCACCAUAAGCUGGAGGGUUCAGAGGAGAAGAAUAAAAUGUCCGAGGAGCAAGCCAAGGAGACAGAGAAGGAGAUGAAAACUGUUCUGGAUGACAAUGUGAAACUAAGCGGUCAGAUUCAAAAAUUAAAUAAGUUAAAUAAAGAGAUUACCGCCUUUGCUAAUAAUAGUAAAAGGAAAUUGCAAAGUGUUCUAGCCGUAAACAUGGAUUUGGAUAAGAAGGGGGAGGAGGGAGCUACUUUGCCAGAUAAGGGAUUGGAAACCGUUGGAGUCGAAAACGUGAAGGGGAAAUUACAAGGCAUAAGUCACAAGAAGAAUGAACAAACUGUGGAGACCCCAUCGGCAACUCCAACCAAAGACUCUGGCGUGAAAAAACCCACUGUGUGGCGGAUAAAAACGACCGCAACGACAUCUUCGGCGCCUCCACCAAAGGGUCAUUAUGAAUAGACACAACUAUGUGUUGAAUUUAAGCUAUUGCCUACAUAUACAAGUUCAACAACAGCAUGUGUUGCUACAAAUUAAAAAAAAACUAUAUAUUAUAUAAUCUAUAAUCACGUGGCAUUUUGUGUUUCACCCGAACAUAUUUCCUUUUGUUUUCUAUAAAUAAUAUAAUGACAUUUAAUUCUAUCGUAUUGAUCCACCCCUAUUGGAGGGGGUCUCCACACUAUUUCGCCUUGAUCCGUCAGUAUGUAUGUUUACUCCUAUCAUUAUAUUAUGCGGCUUCGUUCUUCAGGGUUGAUAAUGUGGCGGUGUCGACCUUUCUCGCCGUGUCGAUUUGGUUCGCGUUCCUUUUCUGAAGUGCGGGUUCGUGGUCGUGCAAUGGCGUCGGCAGACCUCUGGUGGAGCUAACUGUGACCUGCUUGUUUGUGGCCCUCCCAUGGUGCUCCCGGUUGCCACACGUCCAUUCGGAUUCUUGGGGGAACCACUUCUCCUUCCGAUGGUGCGGCAUCCUUUUGAUCCGGAAGGAUGUCAAUGUGCCCAUGUUAUUCAUCAUUCAGGAAUGGACUUGGGCCGUCACCUUUCACAUUGGAGCCCCCAACAAGUUUUGUGCUGCUUGUCUAGUGCUAGCUGCUUUAGCGGACGAAGACCCCGACGAAUCAAGUUCAUUUCCUUGGUUCAUCUUGGUAGUUGCUUGUGUUGUAUUCGGUCUGUGCACAAACUUAUUUGCAGCAUGCAUCUGUCGUCUGAGGUUGUUUGACCAUGGUUUCUUUUUUAUUUCUUUCUGAUGCUUGUAAGUGGUUGAUCAUUGUAAUUCUGUCUGGGGUUUUGGUAAUUGUAAGUCGGGCUAGGUUUGAGCCUUUUCUUAGGCUCGGACGAUGU